AUGAAACAUAUCUUCACGCAACGGAACCUGUUUGAGAGAGAAAGACGGGUGAUCGGGGGGGAAAUGGCGACGAAGGGAGCGGCGGCGGCGUACCCUAGCGCGGCUCGGAUAUCUGAUUCUCCAUGUUAUCUUCAGUACUCUGCUUCCCUCAAAUGUCUUGAAGAAUAUGGAUCAGACAAGAGUAAAUGCCAGGAUCAUUUUGAUGUGUACAAGGAAUGCAAGAAGAAAGAGAGGGAAGCUCGACUGGAACGCAAUAAGACACGGUCGUUGUUCUCAUGAAUGCAGAGUAUGGAUCCUCAAAAUGCUAAUGAUGUCUAAGAACAUCGCCUAGUAUCCUCUUGUUUCAUCUGCAUUGACGCCUCUUGAGAAGUGGUGAUUUGUGUUUCACAUGCUGUUUGUGUGUAUAAAUAAUUGCAAAGUGUUUGUUAACGUUAUUUGACUCUCCUACCUGUUACACUCACUAGGAGCCCAUCCCAUUAUUGAUUGGGUUUCUAUUACGAUAUGUCAAACUCAAAUCGUUAUGGCUUCUCCGCAGCAUAAGAAUCCAUUGAGUUAGAAGACAAGGAAGACUUAUCAUGCCAACUGCCUUGACCAAUCAUAUUUCACCUCAAUUCACCUUUUCGUUUGAUACUUGUAAACGUUGUCGACAUUUUUUCCCCAUUAUUCUUCCC
Thlaspi arvense is the source of this 671-nucleotide messenger RNA. NCBI's taxonomy places the organism in Eukaryota, Viridiplantae, Streptophyta, Magnoliopsida, Brassicales, Brassicaceae. The record is from the annotation of a GenBank genome assembly.